Messenger RNA from Cloeon dipterum, 3663 nucleotides. It is a transcript of the gene Evi5, whose product is annotated as ecotropic viral integration site 5. Lineage: Eukaryota; Metazoa; Arthropoda; Insecta; Ephemeroptera; Baetidae. The coding region runs from base 97 to 2880 and encodes 927 amino acids. The transcript is spliced from 14 exons. The record is from RefSeq and is a predicted model, not a curated record.
GCGACGUACGGCAGGCAGGGCGGAAGAGCGAACAGCCGGGCUGCCGCUGCGGCCGCUGACCCCCGUGUCUUGUGUUCGGCCCACCAUGUCCGAGUGAUGGUCCUGCACAGGCUCUUCAACCUGCGACCAGACAAUGCCAGCCGCAACGAAAGAUUGACAAACAAUUACCACAAGUCGAGCGUGUCCGAUGGCCUGGGAGUGUGCGGGCAGGGCGAGCUGCAGCGCAACCAGGGUGGCCAGCUGCAGGGUCGAAGGUGGCCCUCUCAGCUCCUAUACCUUUACUCAGCAAUGAGUUCGGCAAUGGUCGCACCCUCUUUGCAGAGCGCAACCUCGUCAGACACCAAAGCGGCCAUCGCAGCAGCAGUCCGAGCGGCAUCCCACGCCGCCCUCCAGGAAAAACGAAUUCAAGCGAAAGCAGCUGGCCGGAGUGUCAGCGAGAGCAGCAGCGGCAGCGCGUCCAGCGUCAACAACAAUAACAACAACAACAACGACACGCUCAACCACAACAACAACGUCAACAGUCAGCAGCUAACCCCUUCCACCCCGGCAGACCCACCCUCGCAGGAAGAGCUGGCGCUGUUAGCCAAGCUUCAGGAGGCCAACAGGCUGAUCGAGACGGAUGCCAAGUCGCUCAACUCGCUCUCGGGCAACAGCACCCACUCGAGGAAGAGCUCGGACACGUCCCAGAUCUCGGUCACCUCGGGCGCGAGCUCGAGCCAGGAGCGGAAUGGCGACGAGGGCGAGGAAGACAGCUGGACGGUCUGGGGCCAGGUGGCCAACGACUGGGACAACUGCUGGAAGAAGAGGAACCAGUUUGUCCGGGAGCUGGUGCGAAAGGGCGUUCAGCACCACUUCCGAGGCAUCGUGUGGCCCCUGCUGUGCGGCGCGCACGACUCUCCGGUCAAGAAGCAAUACGCCGAGUACAUAAAAGCGACCUCCGCCUGCGAGAAGGUGAUCCGCAGGGACAUCGCCCGCACCUACCCUGAGCACGACUUCUUCAAGGAGAAGGACGGCCUCGGCCAAGAGAGUCUCUUCAAUGUGAUGAAAGCCUACUCGCUCUACGACCGAGAGGUCGGAUACUGCCAGGGCUCCGGAUUCAUCGUCGGACUCUUGCUCAUGCAGAUGCCGGAGGAGGAGGCGUUCGCGGUGUUAGUCAAGCUGAUGCAGGAGUACCGGAUGCGCGACAUGUACAAACCGACGAUGGCCGAGCUGGGCCUGUGCAUGUACCAGCUGGAGAACCUGGUGCAGGACCUGAUCCCGGAGCUGCACGGCCACUUCCAGUCGCAGAGCUUCCACACCAGCAUGUACGCCAGCUCGUGGUUCCUGACGCUGUUCACGACGGCGCUGUCGCUGCCCGUCGCCUGCAGGAUCAUGGAUGUGUUCCUCUCGGAGGGUAUGGAGGUCAUCUUCAAGGUCGCCCUCUCCCUCCUCACCAUAGCCAAGGACGAUUUGCUCAGCUUAGACAUGGAGGGCAUGCUCAAGUAUUUCCAAAAGGAGCUGCCCCCAAAGGCCGAGUCGGACGUCGAGGGACUGAUGCAGAUGGCCUACGGAGUCAAAUUAAAUCCGAAGCGAAUGAAAAAACUAGAGAAGGACUACCAGGUGAUCAAGGCGAAGGAGCAGGAAGAGACUGUUGAGCUAAGGAGACUGCGCACGGACAACAGGUGCCUGCGACAAAAAGUGGAGCUGCUGGAGGCCGAGUCGGCGGAGUUGGCCGACCGGCUGGUGCGCGGCCAGGUGUCCCGCGCCGAGGAAGAAGAGGAGAGCUUCGUCCUGCAGCGCGAACUGGCAGCUCUGCGCCACGCCCACCUCGAGACGCAGCACCGGCUCGAGAUGGCCCAGGAGCAGGUCAUCCACACGCACAUGCUUCUCGAGGAAACGCUGAUCGCGAAGCAGGACGCGUGCGAGGAGUCAAGGGCGGCCAAAGAGGGCCUGACCCACAAGGAGGACCUGGUCACCUGUCUGCAGGACGAGCUGCUCAAGGUGCGGCUGCGCGAGGCCGAAAACGAGGCUCUCAUCAGGGACCUCAGGGACCACAUUCUGGAGCUGGAAGAGGACAAGAAAACUCUUCGCGAGGCGACGCCAGACAACUCGGUGGCGCACCUGCAGGAGGAGUUGAUCGCUGUGAAGCUGCGCGAGGCCGAGGCGAACCUUUCCCUGAAGGAUUUGCGGCAGCGAAUCAGCGAACUGAGCGCCCAGUGGCAGCGUCACCUGCAGGAACACAAGCAGGACUCGUCGCCGGCGCCGGACAGCACGCCCAAGAAGCUGCUCUUCUGGGAAAACCGCGGCAGCGACAUGCAGAAGGUCGAGGAGGAGCUCAUGACCACGCGCAUCCGCGAGAUGGAGACGCUCGCUGAACUCAAGGAGCUCAGACUCAAGCUCAUGGAGCUCGAAACUCAGGUGCAAGUGAGCACGAACCAGCUGCGGCGGCAGGACGAGGAGAACAAGCGUCUGCGCGAGAGUCUGGAGCAGGCGGCGCAGCUAGAGCGCGAACACCACGCACGGAUGCGCGAGCAGCUGCACCGCUACGCCGACCUCGAGUCGCAGAUGAAGGAGCAGCAGAUGCUGGCCAGGAUCAGGGAGGCCGAAAACACGCAGAGUGUGGCCGAGCUCACGCAGAAAAUCUCACGACUGCAGAUGAAGAACGAGGAGAUGGUGGCUGAAGGUGAGUUGAGGAGCCACAGCCUAGAAGCAAGUGACCAGGUCAGGGCACUGCAGGACAGUGUAGCUGAACUCAAAGCAGAGGUCUUGAGGCUAGAGGGCAAGCGGUGGAGCGAGGGCGAAGAGGACGAAGCGAGCGGUUCGAAAAUGAACCUGACCUCGUCGUCGGAAAGUGAUGCCGAAGAGCAAUUGCGAUUAUCAAGUUCUGAUCUUCUAGCAUAGUGUGUCCGUUAUUCGGUUUCUCUUCUCUCUCUCUCUCUAAAUAUCUCUGUUUUCCCGGGCAGCAUUGAAAUUGUAAACUGCGCGCGUACGUGUAGCGUAAGAAUGUUAAAAGUAUUACCCCCCUGUGAUAGAUGACGAGUAAUUUUUGAUCAACACUCUGCGCGUACGAUUAGAAAGAUGAAAAAAAAAUUACGAUUAUAAUGAGAUGACGUGCGAUCUUUCCAAAUGGCACAAUUAAUUGUAUUCCAAUUAAAAGAGAAAAAAAUGAUUCACUUUUUAUACGACGAGCGCUCGCCCGCCCGUAUUGUGUGUAUUUUAUUGUUUGUUUGUUGCUCACUCCAUUAAUAUCGCAUUCUAUUUUAUUAUAAAUAUUAUUUACUAUUGUUUAAUCCAUGUUAUAUAUGUGAACGCAUUUUAAAUUUUAUCCUCGUGUCCCGCCACCCUGAGAUCUAAUUUAUUUGAACGCUCUGCUCCUUUGACAUUCCCGGCCGCCACUUGCACUUCCGAUGCAUUUUUCGAGACAUAUUCUUAUUAUUACAAUUAUAAUUAUAGCCCCCGCGUCAAUUGACUCCGAUGGUUGGAUCGAAGGUGCGUUAGCCGCACCGAAAUGAUAUUUUGAGUCGCGCGCAGACAUUCGGAACUUAAAAUAAUUAAUAAAUGAAUAAGUGUCAAAGUGCGGGCAAUUCGUCAUUGAAUUAUUGAGCUGCAUUUUCACUCUUGUGUGCUGAACAGUUGAUAAUUUAAACAACUACUGCUAUGUACUUAGCUGUGCAUAAAAAAAUU